AAAACGUUUACGAAUCGUUCGGUUGACUUGAAAAAAUGUCGAAAAUGUUGAAUUUUCAGGUGUUUCUAGUCUGUGCGGCUUUUGUAGCUGGUGCUAAGGCCCAACUGCCUCAAGUGGCGGUUGUGGAACUGCCGGCUCAAAUGGAAUCCGACGCUCAACACACGAUCGAACUAAACAUCGAAAAUGUGAAAAAGCAACUGGAAGACCUUAAAGGUAAAGACGAUUCGAUCAAGUUGUUGGUCUUCCCGGAGUACGGAUUGACAGGUUUGAAUCCGGACGUUGAAGCUUCCGCGCAGUUCAUACCCGGAGUGGACGUUCCAGUCCAACAAUAUCAAAAUAACGUGAAAAGAUUAAGCGACAUUGCAUUGAGUUAUAAAGUCGCGUUGGUCGUAAACCUGUUGGAAUUCGUGAACACGACUACCACAAAGACUUACUACAAUUCCCUCAUAGUUUUCGAUGAAAACGGCCGACUGAUUAAAAAGACGCACAAAAUAAACCUGAGGUCCGAAGAAAGGGAGAAACUCAGUGCGGGUUCGGAAAUCGGAAUUUUGGAAAUAUACGGAAACAAAUUCGGUCUGCUGAUCGGAGAAGACCUUUUAACCGUCGAAGCUUUUAAGCUGUCUGCCAUUUCGGGAGUGAUCGUGUCCGCAUCGUGGAAAAACACGCUUCCGACAAACCUAGCAACCAGUGUCGCAUACGGGUUCGAAAGGAGGACUGCCACGCCUGUCUACUUCUCGAACUUGAACAAACCGGAUGAGGGCAUAAGCGGAUCGGGUGUUUACACAAGCAACUUGGUCGAUGCCAAAACCACAGGAAAAAGUUCGACGUUCGUUAAAAAAGGCUCGAUGAAAUCGGGUCGCGGACUUCCCGGCGAAGACGACAAUGCCGGAUUGAGAAUCGAGAACGAAUCGAUUAAAAAUUUGGUGAAAACCGCGGCGUUAAGCAAUGCAGAACUAUACGAAGAGCAUCAUUGCAAACUGACGACUGGCAGCGACCUAUCUUCCGCUUAUCAACUGGUGUCGUACAAAUCGAAAGAAAAGAUCGGCGGUCGCGACUACGUCUCCUACUUCUGCGGUCUGAUCCCCAACGACGAAAACAACAUCAGGAUCAAAACCAACGUAGAUCUCGCGAACGUGACCAUAGAAGUAGACAUAGACAGAAAUUCAGACAACAAAACGAUCGUGUUGCCCGUCGCAGCCGAUUUCAAUUUGGUGCCUCCCCAAUUCGUCUAUUCGGAUAAUAACUUCGUCUCCGUCAGUAUCCAGGAUGCAAAAGACGUCAUCGUUUUUGGCAUCCGGAUUUUGAAAUCGGCCAGUUUCAGGAAUGAAUUCAGUUUGGCCGUGUUGAUCGUUUGCGGUUUGGUUAAGGUUUUAUUCGGUUGAAAACCGUCUUUCUUUCUUUCUUUCUUUCUUUCUUUCUUUCUUUCCAUCUUUACAUCUUUCCUUCUUUCCUUCUUUGUUUGUUUGUUUGUUUGUUUGUUUGUUGUCGUAUGUGGCCCUUUUUAGAAUGAUUACUCGUACAGUCGUUAUUGAAAGAACAGUAGUAGAAAUAAAACAAAGUGAUUUUUAAAAAACGUGCAUGUUUUAUUAUUUUCGCAUUUAUUAAACAAACAAUAAAAAUUUUA
This is a messenger RNA of Aethina tumida (small hive beetle), 1624 nucleotides long. RefSeq names its product biotinidase-like. Bases 36 to 1382 code for a protein of 448 amino acids. The record is from RefSeq and is a predicted model, not a curated record. Lineage: Eukaryota; Metazoa; Arthropoda; Insecta; Coleoptera; Nitidulidae. The transcript has 8 exons.